AGAAAAGACCUAUGACCGGUAAUGAGAAAUCUAUUACUGAGUGUAGCACUUCCGGCAACAGCAGCGGUAGAAACGGCUGGGCGCAUCAGCGAACCCAUUGUGCAGGCGAGCCCAUUCUCUCUCCUGGAGAGAGAAGCACAGAUAAUUCCUCUCAUUGCAUCUGUCUAAAUGACUGCGAACAUGAAACAAAUGGAAAGCGCAGCACCUCGAUAGGCACCUGCGCGCUCUUGUCUUUUGUCAAAGACGGCAAAUUAUACCAGCUGCUACGGUUCAAACCCCACAAGGAACUCCCCAGGGUUGUGGGGGACGCCGCCGAUUUAACAUUGACCAUGGAGGGCCCCAUGAGGCUUCAAUCUUUCAGUGGCCUGAAGGAGAAAGACAGCAAGGCUAGCGAAGUAGGCUUCAUGCCUUGCAAAAAGCAGCACCUAGGCUGCUUCUCUGGGGAAUUAGCGCCACAGUCGGAAUCGGAAAUCCACUGGCAAGCGGAGUUGUUCCGGGUCCACACUGGUAACGAGACAGAAAUGCCGACGUACUCGAAGGUUCACCUCCAGCCGGGGAAGAAAAAGAGGGAUCACUGUUUUCUAACCGACGAUGAUUUAGAGACGUGGCCGAGUUUCGAGUCCAGACUGGAGCAGAUCGAUACCACCAAGCCCCACGUCUUUGUCGCAUGUUUUCAUCUUUUUGAAUGUGCGAAGACACCAAUCAUCAAUCACGGCACGUCAGCGACCACCAGCACUCAGAGUUUCUCCCACAAUCCUGGUAAAACAACGACCGACGGAUCCCAGCCACGCACAGCGGCGGCUGCCGAUAAGCCCCUGGACAAUACACGUCCGUCAGCGC
Messenger RNA from Lasiosphaeria miniovina, 840 nucleotides. RefSeq lists its product as uncharacterized. The transcript has a single exon. NCBI's taxonomy places the organism in Eukaryota, Fungi, Ascomycota, Sordariomycetes, Sordariales, Lasiosphaeriaceae. The annotation marks the transcript as partial. The record is from RefSeq and is a predicted model, not a curated record.